Molecule: messenger RNA, 1134 nt
Organism: Lathyrus oleraceus (garden pea)
Lineage: Eukaryota; Viridiplantae; Streptophyta; Magnoliopsida; Fabales; Fabaceae
Exons: 4
Coding region: 1-1134 (377 amino acids)
Molecular function (GO): nucleic acid binding; zinc ion binding
Source: RefSeq, a predicted model, not a curated record
AUGACAAUCGUUUCCAAUGAUCGAAUUCCCACCAAUCUCCUGAUUCUUGAUUCGAAGAACUAUGAUAAAUGGGCGAAACAAAUGAGGGUUUUGUUUGGUUAUCAAGAGGUUGGCGAUUGUGAAUCGGCGAAGCAAGCAUGGGAAAUCUUGGAGAAAGCAUAUGUCGGUGCCUUCAAAGCGAAGGUUGUAAGGUUACAAACUUACAAGCGACAAUUCAAGUUAACACAAAUGGAAGACAAAGAAACGAUCAACGACUACAUUACGCGCAUUACCCGGUUAGUUAAUCAAAUCAAAUCUUGUGGGGAAAUGAUUCUUGAGCAGAAUGUUGUAUCGAAAGUAUUGCGUUCGUUAACGCCGCGUUUCGACAACAUAGUUGUGGCUAUUGAAGAAUCAAAGGAUCUAACAACUUUGAGCAAAGAUGAAUCGCAAAGUUCGUUAGAUGCACAUGAACAAAGGAUGGAUGAGAGAGGCGCCGACAAAGCCAAAGCGGAAAUUGUUUUGCAAGCGCGUUUCAAUGAAAAGAAUAAGAGGUCGAAAGGAAAAUUUGCGGGUGAAAGUAGCUCCAAGGAUAGUGGUCAUAGCAAUGGUUUCAAGAAGCGUGAUGUGAGUAAGGUACAAUGCUACAAGUGCAGAAAGUUUGGACACUUUGCAAAUUCGUGUCGUGGUAAAUUGAAUGAGAAUCACAAUAAUGAAGCCAAGGUUGCUAGGGAAGAGGUAGAUGAUGAGGACACAAUUCUAGUAAUGAUCACGGAGGAGAGUUAUGGCAUUACGGAUGUUCCGGGCAGCAGCUACAGUAGUGACAGUUUGCGGGACAGCAGCUGUACCGUUCCGGAAAAUAGCGAGAAAAUGCAUUCGGAUCGAAAUGCAUUGGUUACCGUUCGUGAUGGAGUCCAAGGGAGAGAUGAGUGGUACUUGGAUUCCGGUUGUUCAACACAUAUGACGGGUCGAAAAGAUUGCAUUGGCCAAUUACUUGAAAGAGGAUACAAAAUUCGGUUGGAGGACAAGAUUUUACGCAUUUUGGAUUCAAAUGGUGUGUUGAUUCUAAAAGCGCCGAUGACUGUCAAUAGAACCUUUAAGGUUGAGUUAAAGGUUAUGGAGCAUCGUUGUCUAGCUACCGCGGCAAGUAGAGAUUAG